Ooceraea biroi (clonal raider ant) is the source of this 8783-nucleotide messenger RNA. RefSeq names its product microtubule-associated protein futsch. Gene Ontology annotation, molecular function: serine-type endopeptidase activity; protein binding. The record is from RefSeq and is a predicted model, not a curated record. Gene Ontology annotation, biological process: proteolysis. Lineage: Eukaryota; Metazoa; Arthropoda; Insecta; Hymenoptera; Formicidae. Gene Ontology annotation, cellular component: plasma membrane; signaling receptor complex.
UACCCGCGUUCCUCUCGUCGACCGGGAUCCGUGAAUUUGUAUCACAUCUUCAACCCCUUUCCUCGGCCUCCUGUCGCGAGGGCCGCCCGCGAGUGUAACGUGCGCGAUUUUUGAACCCCGUGUUUACCGGUGUGCACUGUGUGCCAUGGAGAUCUAGGAACGCCGGUCAGGAAACGGGACGCAUGACAGACGAUACCAGGCGGACGUUAUCAGGCUCAGUAGCUUUCGGCGACGCGAUCGAGAGAUGUCGGACGAUGUUGGCGCGGAUAAUCCGGCGUUCGCCAACGAGGGCGAGUCUGGUGCCAAGCUGGAGAACGGCGGCCAGCAGCAAGUGACCUCGGACCAAGACCGCAAGUCCUCGGCGGACGACGCGCCGAUAGAAAAUGGCCAUCAGCGGUCCUUCGUCUCGCAGCACUACGUCGAGCCCGUCAAGCCGGCCUCGGAACCGUGUUACAAAACGGAAACGAGGAUCGAGCUGCCGGCCGACAACGCGGAGAAGAGCCUGCCGGAACCGAAGCUCAACGGCGUCCACGGGAAUGGCAACAACAACGAUGCCAGCUUCCUCAACAACAGCGCCGCGAGCGUGCAGGUCAACGAGUCUGGAAAGAAGGAACAGAUCGAGGCCGUAAAUCUGGAACUGGUUUCGAUGAGGCCAUACACGGGCAACAAUAUUCAAACGAAAGGUCAGGAAGCCUGCGAGGUACCAGCUGAUCCUUACGAGGAGUAUUUCGUGCCGGUUAACGAGCAUCGAAAGUACAUCAGGGGAGAGAAGCUCUACGUCACGAAAGACAAACGAUCCAGAAAUUCAUACUGGAAAAAAAUGUUUUGGGGAUGUGCAUUGGUCGUAAUAAUUAUCGUGAUAGUGGCUGUUGUGGUCGGAACUGGUGUGAUGCAACCACAAGUAACUACAGAAUCCUUGGAGAAUGUCGGAGAGAACAACACUCAUCAAUUUAAUGACAUACACACGGCUGGGUUCGGUCAAGGAUAUGUGAAAAAUCCGCCAUCAAGUCCACCGCCCUUUACUUCAAGCUUUCCACCGUGGCCUACGACUGACGAAACGUUAUAUCAAACUGUACCGAACGCUCUGGAUGGAAUCCUGCGGCUGGACAACUUAAAGUGGAGUAAUGACUUGAGCGAUACGAAAUCGCAAGUAUAUAGACAAGUAAGCGCUGAAAUAGAAAACCAUUUAGCAAAAGUUCUUCAAAAUAUAGACAACAUGCCUGUGAUCAGAGUAUACGAUAUCAAAAAGAACGGAGACGUGAAAUUCAGAAUGAGCCAUCCACCUUCGGAUACCGUCAAGCAAAAUCAGAAGUACAUUGAAGACGCGCUCCAUAAAAAUGGUGACAUGGUAGGACGGUAUUAUUUGAUCAAGCUUCAAGUGGAAGAGCUAGUCGAUCAAUGUGAACAUGGUAAUCUCGAAUGUACCGGAAGCUGUGAAUACAAUUAUUUCGCGGGUAUAUUCGCGUGUACUUGCAGUCCCGGGAAAAUGUUAGAUAAGGAUGGCAAGACUUGCGUGGAUGACAAUGAUUUGAGUAACGUUGAAAUGGAUGACGCAAUGCCACAAACCAGCACGGAGCCAAUUCACGAUUUUGUUCAGGGUAGAAGCAGAGAUCCGAGCGUAACGCAGUUUGAGCCUAGACAUCCCAAUACUUGGGAACGUCCGGACUUUAAGCCUGGAUCAACUGAAACGUCUACGUCAAGAUCUAUAAUAGAACACGUUGAUUCACAAUCCGAAGAGCAUACUACAUCUACACCAACGACGAAAGACAUACAUGAAUACGAUUCUCAUUGGAAUCAUGAACAUUCGCAUCAUUCAGCGGACACAACUUCUGAAUCAGAACUUUCUGUUAAAAUAUCAUCCACUGAAGAACCAGAACCUGCUGCUGAACCCACUGCGGAACCAGAACCAAUUAAACCAGAAUUUGCUGAACCAGAAUCUGCUGCUGAGCCAGAACCUACUGCUGAACCACAACCUGCUGCUGUAACAGAGCCCAGUGCUGAGCCAGAAUCUACUAUUAAACCCGAGUCCGCUUCAACAGAAUCACCUGUUCAAGCAGAUCCCACUGCUCGACCAGAAUCUACGACUACUGUAUCGGAACUCGCUACUGAACCAAAACUGGUCUCUGAGCAGGAGCCUACUGCAGAACCCGAGCCAAAGCCGGCCAUCGAAUCAGAAACUACUAUAGAAUCUAUCACUAUAGAAUCCGAAAUAGUACCUUCUGUGGAGCCAAUUACUGUCGCAGAACCAGCAGCAACUUCCGAAGAAAUAGGUAAUAACGUAAAAUCGCAAACGGAAUCGGACCAUCUAACAACAACGGAAUCAUACAUGGAAUCGAACACUAAAAUAUCAAUCAGUCAGUCAGAAUCUACUGCUAAACCAUUUAAUGAUAAUACCGAAUCAUCUACGCAAACAGAUAUGGAUAUAUCUACGUCUCUUACUGAUUCAAUAAAUGAAAAUGAUGAUGCUGUAUCUUCGACCACAACUAUAAAAUCUAAUGACAAUCAAAUGGAUGAUGAAAUAUUGCUAGAGGUACUACCCAUAUCCAAAAAUGAUUCUGCUGUUAUAAACGACAACGUGGAAACUAAAAUGGAAUCAACAACUAUACAAACCCACACUAGCGAGGACGAUAAAAUUACAACUAAGGAGACAGAUUUUACGACUGUAAAUUAUGAAAAUUUAAAACAAGAUGGUGAUGAAAAUGUUGCAUUAAUUAAUAAGAAUAACAAAAUAUCAAAUACAACCAUGGAACAAUCUACGCAAAGUCCUGUCCUUCAGGAAGACAAAAAUACUGAUUCUAUUGUAAAAACAAAUAUUCAUACAAAUGUCCAAAAUGAAAGUUCUUUGAUCAGUGAACAUGAUUCAAUAACCGAACAACCAUCAAUCAUUAAUGCAAAUAUUUCUGAAGAAUCUGAUUCAAGUACUAUGACGAAUAUCACACCGGUUAUACCAAUGGAAGACAAAACAGAUUCGACUACGAGGUCUCCGCUUAAUAGGCAUUUCCAUACAAUAGAGAUAAAUGGCGUAAGUAUGAACUCGCACAACAAUCCUAAAUCAUACGAAACGACCACGUUAUCGGGAAUUACUUCUGCUGACGUAUCCACUCCGACAACAUCCGAUCGCCAGGAAGAAAACACACUUCAGCCCGAGUUACGAUCCAAAUCUGAUACGCAAGAUUCGAACGAAAGGAACGUCAUUGAGCACAUGCCGACGACGAUUUUCCCUAAAGUACCAGAAAACUUCGCCCACAACGUCGAGCCGCUGAAGGAACCUGUCGUGAAAUCGACGGACGACGAGCACAUCAUGCUGAUAUCAAAAUCUCAGCCACCUGUGGAGCUGCACUCGAUAAUUCCAGAACUUAUCCCAGAACUGAGCUCACAAACCACUAAUGAGACAUUGCGAGUGGAGAACUCGAUGAAAAUCAAUCUGCAGGAAUCCGCGAAUGACACGGUCUCAUCGACAGAACGUUCGGAUGAGAAUAUCGUUCACGCGAGCAAUAGUGAACACACGAUUCGUCCUGACGAAGUUCAAGAACACUCAACUAGCCAUCCGCUCCAUCCGGCAAUAUUCCCAGAAAACUCGGUAGAUCAUUUCGCAAUAAAGCCUGAUGCAAAUGACGAGCGACACGUUGAGGAUAUGUCGCCAUUCUUGCCGGACGUUCAAAAGGAGAAAGAAAGCGCGAAGGCGAAGGCACCGCGAUUGGAUAAGGACGAACAAGACGUUCCCAAUCCUUUCGAGACUCACAUCGACGACGUCAUUACGCAUCGACCGUUACUACACGUUAAUGCGGAUGAUACAAAACACAAAGUAAACGAAACAGAAAGCAAAGAUUUGUUGAAUGACGUCAAUUUGCAUUCUCCGAGCGAUGGAGGAAAGGUUGACACCUCAAAGAAAACGGAAGAAAACCGCAAAACGAACGUCGUAGACGAUAAUAGCGCGAAGAAUGCUAUUAAAAACGACUUGGAUAUCAGCGAAGCUACCAAUGGCACAGAAUCUAAAAUUCCGUAUGCGCUACAUCAGGAUGGCGAUUCUGCCAAAGCGGACGCUAUUGACGUAACAAAAGAUAUUAUAGAUAAGAAAAAUAAUACUUCUUUUGAAAAUAACGAAGCACUGAAGGUAAUUCCAUUGAUGGUAGGAGACAAAUCGGUGGAUUCAACCUCGCAAACUACGAUGCAAUCCAGAGAUAACAAAACGAUAGACGAAUCUGCCAAAGUAACAACUCUUACCGUGAAGAAAGCAGAGGAAGGAAUCGGAGAUUUCGUAGUAGAAAGUCGUGUUAACAGCUCAGAGAAACCAGAAGAGAACGCUGUGGAAGAUCAUUACAACGACAUUACGGACGAAACUCUGUCCAAAGGAUAUCGACACGAUCACAUCGGCAAGGAUAUUCCAAUUAAAAUCAUAGACGAGUCCAGAAAAACAAUUUUCAGGAAUGUUGAUCCUGAAAGAGUUCCUUAUAAAGAUAUAGCUUCUCCGACGAUUUCAUUUGACGCUAUAAAAGAGAAAAACAGACCGGACAAGGAGAUACUUUCUGAUACAACAAAAAGUCCGGUAAUCACGAAAAUGGAAGGUCUGGAUAAUCAGACAGAAAUUGUCCGAUUGACUACUCAAGAACCAGUGUUACCGAUGGAGAUUCAACAAGAAAUGUCGACGACAGUGGCAACCGACAAACUUGAGAUCACUACUGUGAUCGACGACGGCAAACGAGAAGAGAAUAACACGGAGCAACCGAACUUGGCUCAGUCCGAGAAGGAAGCUGUUACAACAGCGCAGAUCACGACUCAAUCUACGCUGGAGACCGCCAGGACUACGGCUCAAGUGCCGAUCUUGCCUGAGGAGCUGCAAACGACGGAAACGACUGAUGCGUUAACAACGUCACCAAUGCCGACUGAAACUGAAGAAACAAAGCAGACAACUAUCGACAAAACCGAGUCAAAAGCUUCCGUGGAAGAGAUUAAUGACGAGGCGAAAGAGAACGAAAACGCGGUAACUCACAGCGUCGAAGCGGACACUUAUGACACAUCGUCGGAAAGGAAUAUGGCAGCAACGACGGUAUAUGAGAGUAACGUGAGUUUGCGAUCUGGUCAAAAAAUCGGACACGAUACAGAUGAACAAAAUCGAACAGAAGGUUCGACAGAAAGCAUGAGAGUGCAGACUACUCCUAUGACACCCAUAACGGAACGUAGCAUUACAGCUAGCAUAGGAAGAACUUCGACUGCGCAAAGUGAUGUUGUCACCGAGGAUGUCAGACCAGUCACGGAAGUGAUUGAUGACACGCAACCGAUGAUAGAAUUCGAUUACAGAACGCUGUUCAUGACGACGACACCGAAGGCAAUGUUAAUCCAACCGGAUCCGGAUGAACUUCCCGAGGAAGCGCUCACAGUGAUACCACUAGAGAAGAGUCAGGAAAGCAAGAAGAAACCGGCUGACAAGAAAGGCUUUGAUAAGUACAAGUAUAAGAAGGAGAAAGACCUGACCUUGGAGGAUCAGGAUGAGGAGAACGGUUUAACGGAGAGUCCCAAUCCAACAACUCUUUUCCAGACUGAAUUGCCGAGGACGGUUGCCACUAGAAAUGACGAAGAAUUGAGCGACAGCGCAGUGAGCUCCGAUAUAGAUCCAAGCGUGCCCAGAUUUGUUCUAGCUGACACAAAAGGCAAUAUCUUGCCGAUAUCGAAGCUGAAGAACAUUGCACGCCCUGACAGUAGCAAACCUGUCGAAACAAAGGGAACAACCGUAGAAACGAAGAACAAGGCCUACCCUAGCUUCAUACCCGUGUCGGAAGAGAUAAUAGACUCGGCACCAGUCACGGAGUCUUACGCGAACAUGAGAAACUACACCUAUCAUCCUAUGAUUGUACCAGGUGUUUUUCGAACAACGAUUGUGAAUGAGACGUCAAACAAAGAUCCCACCGAUCGGGAAACAGAUUCUUCUCACAUCGCUGCAAGAACAAGCGAGACGAUUGAGCAACCUGUCGCUCUCCCUACGGAUCAAUCAUCUGACAACGUCCACGAAACGGAAGUGGACAGUGUGACGAAGAAACCGAGCACGAUCCGAGUGAUCGUGGAGACUACGCCGCUGAAUGCAGGUGUCGAGAGUGUAACUGCCGCUGUCAGCAGCUCCCCGGAACCUAACACGACGCCCAACACGAUUGUCCACUCGAAGUGUAAUGCAGGCCAAUUUCAGUGUGUCAAUGGUACAUCGAGAAACGGCGCGUACUGCGUGCCGUUAUCCGCCAAAUGUGACUCCGAGAACGAUUGUUCCGACGGUUCGGACGAGGUAAAUUGCGAGGCAGAGGGCUGUCCGGGUAAUUUCCGCUGUGCCAGCGGGCAAUGCCUGAAAAGGCACCUCGUGUGCAACAAAAUCAUGGAUUGCGAUGAUGGCAGCGACGAGCGUGACUGCGAUCACUGGAAGUGCCAAUCCGACGAGUUCAAAUGUCCAAACGGAAGAUGUAUCCCGGAGCUGUGGCGAUGCAAUGGUCGGUCUGACUGUGAGGGUCAUCAAGAUGAACACAAUUGCGCCGAAAGCUGCGGAAACGACGAAUACCUGUGCCCAACAGAAAAAUGGUGCAUCCCUCAAACGUGGCGUUGUAACGGGGUUGCCGAAUGUGUCGACGGGGAGGACGAGAAGCUGUGCGAAUGUGACCUGGAUCAAUUUAAAUGCCAAACUGGCGGAUGCAUUCCCUUGUUCCAAAUUUGCGACAGCGUUGGUAACUGUCCGGAUCAUUCGGACGAAUGGGACUGUCUAAUCGCCAAUAUCACCGCGGACAGGACUCUGACUAAUACGGAAAUGGAUGCCAAUGCCGACGGCAGUACGACGAGCGAGUCGGAUGACCGUGUGCCACUGUUAAAAAUAAGGCAAUAUAAUGAUGAUUAUCAACUAGUCUGCUCGGAUGGAUGGAGCGAAGAAUUCAGUGAUUCCUAUUGUCGCGCUUUGGGAUUCGCCGGCGCAGAGACAACUGAGAGAUCCGCGUGGAACAAGGAACAGUAUGGACAAGAAAUCUUAAGACUGAAAACAAAUCCGAAUCAUCGUCGGCCGCUAGUCACGAAUUUAGAGCAAGUAGGAUUCUGCGUGUCAGAAAAAGUAGUACGCGUAUCGUGCCAAGAAUUCACAUGCGGCCUGCACUAUGCGGAUGGACCGACCGCAAGACUGGCUGGUGGGAUUCCCGCCAGCAAUGGGCAAUGGUCCAGCGUGGCCCUGUUAAAGGAGUUAAAACAUGGAGCCGCUUGUACGGCUAGUAUACUCGGCCCUAUGCACGCUUUGGCCAGUUAUUCCUGCAUUCACAGGUAUAAAGAAAGUAACGAGUGGCAACUUUUCACUAGUGCGAAUAUGGUAAAAGGAUACUCGGUUAAAAAUAUCAUGCCCUAUCCUCAAGUUAAAUAUAAUCAGUUCUUGUAUAACAACGACAUCGUUUUGAUCGAAUUGGAGGAGCCAUUAAUAUUCUCCAGAAACGUUAGCGCUGCUUGCCUUCCCAGACAGACUAUCCAGCCGAGACAGAUUUGCGUAACAGCAGGAUGGGGAUUCUCUGUAAACGGAGAAAUGGACCUACAACAAUAUCUCAAAUUCCUACCCGUUCCGACAUAUGAUUCCGAUAAAUGUAAUGCUACGGAUCAUUAUGCAGGAUUCAUCACGAAGCACGAUAUCUGCGCCGUAGGAUUCACCGAUGUAGAUAAAGGACCUUCUUAUAAUGACGAAGGAGCACCCUUAAUAUGUGUCAGUGCGUCGGAAAAAUGGGAAAUUCAGGGUUUAUUAAGUCAUCACAGCAGAUCAAGAGAUCACCCAGCAGUUUAUUCGAGCUUGGAGCCAGUCCUCUCGUGGUUGCGCAAAUCAGUGCCAGCUUUGCGAACGUAAAGCUAAAUCAUUAUUAUACCGAAUUUUCAAAAUACACCAGAAGUGUAUAUGAAGUCGGUCCACUAUGAUAUUGUGUUACAUGUUAAACGAGGAAAUCGCAAUUUUAAUAAGCAAGAAGAUAUUUGAUAAAAGAAUUAUAAAGACAACAGAAAAGCGUGAGCUAGAUUUUUCUCUUUCUAGCUCUCUCCGUGUUCUAAAGUAUACAUUUAAUUCACUUUCACAUUUUUCUUUCAUAUUUUUGAACUUUCCCAAUGUUCCUAUUGAUUCCUAUUGAUAUGUUAACAAUUCUCACAAAGAUACAAUAUUAAUAAUUCUCUAACAUUUUUGGUUUUUUAGAAAAAUUCAAAUAUCAUUACACGAAAAAGUGGAAAAUAAGAGCUCAAAAUUCUGUAGAAUAAAAAGCAACAUAAAUAAGAAAUCAAAAAUAUGACAAAAUUAUACUGAUUUAUAAUUAAGGAAACAUUAUGUAAAUACUGUAUAAAGUAACUGUUUAUUAUGGAUAAUGCGGUAUGAGUUUAUUAGCGAAAUAGGUCUCUCGAAUUUCCAUUUUUUUAUUUACAAAAUUUCUUACUGCUAGUUUACAUGAAAUUCGCUUCAAUUUAAUCUGUAAUCGACUUAAAACUACUUUUGUGAUAGUUCGGAUAUUUUUUCCUUUGUACAUCAAUUAUGAAACAAUUAAUAAUAAGAGACCGAGACACGUCUGAUUAUAUACGAAUCGACAGUUUGUCUCAGAGAUCCUAAAACAGGAUUUCUGAAAUGAACAAUGGAUAGAAUUAAGCAAUAGAUAGGAUAAAUGUAUAUAAUAUAUGAUUAUUUUAAUAAAAUGCAUUGUUAUAUAUAGAGAUUGAACAGUAAGGUAUGUUCACGUAUGCAUAUAGUCACUGAUGAACGCGUAUUUUUAUAUUUCAAGUAAAAGUGGUAAAUAAAUGUAUUUUAAACA